Messenger RNA from Saccharomyces mikatae IFO 1815, 1818 nucleotides. It is a transcript of the gene RLF2, whose product is annotated as Rlf2p. Gene Ontology annotation, cellular component: CAF-1 complex; nucleus. The transcript has a single exon. NCBI's taxonomy places the organism in Eukaryota, Fungi, Ascomycota, Saccharomycetes, Saccharomycetales, Saccharomycetaceae. The coding region runs from base 1 to 1818 and encodes 605 amino acids. The record is from RefSeq and is a predicted model, not a curated record. Gene Ontology annotation, biological process: nucleosome assembly.
AUGGAGCAACAUCCUUUAUCAAUCCCUUUACAGGACGAUACUAAAAAGAAGGGCAUACUAUCUUUUUUCCAAAACACAACCACUAUAAAAGGCAAUAAGGUGACGAAAAAAAAGGCAGAUGUCAUCACCUUAGAUGACCCUAGCGAGGAUUCCAAUGGAGCUAUGAUGGACACCGCUGAGCAGAAAACCAUAACAAGUGCCACUCAAGAAUUUGCAGAUGAAAUGAGGGCAGGAUCUGAGAAGGCCAAUGCUGAAGACAACAUAUUGUGUUGCAACUCUUCAUCCACCAAAGGUACAGAAUAUGAUAAAAGCACAUACAAACAGACACCUGGUGAAAAUUCAUUGGCUAUAAAGGCAAAAAGCAAAAGCUCUUCUCCAUCCUCCAAGAGAGAACUUUCAAUAAUAAGGAAAGAACAAGCAAAACGGGAAAAAGAACUAAAGAAGCAACAGCGUGAGGAGGAGAAGCACAGAAAAGAGUUAUUACGUCAGGAAGAGAAACGAAAAAAAGAGCAGAAGGCAGAAGAAGAGAGACAAAAGCGUGCUGAGCAGAAGAAGCAAAAGGAAGAGGAAAAACGCAAGAAGGAAGAAGAAAGAUUAGAGGCCAAAAGAAGAAAAGAGGAGGAAAAACUGAAAAGAGAAGAGCAGAUACGUUCAAAAGAAAAGGCUAAAGAAAGAGCACAAUCUCGUAUUGGUAAUUUCUUUAAAAAGGUAAGCGAUUUUAAUACGCCUGUAGUUGAGAAGUCAGAUUAUGAGAAGUUUUUUCUGCCAUUCUAUGCCAAGGAUGGCGUUAAGGUUAGUAAUAAAUGGCAACUAACAAAAGCGCAGCUGGAUGAUAUCAAAAAAAAAAUAGAUGACGAAUUAUCGAAUACGAAAGAUGUAACCAAUAGUGACGAGCUUAAAAGUUGGUUAAAGUCCCAAAAGGCACCUAAAGGACACAAAAUCAAAUGUAAGGCUGUUGAAGUUUUACAAAAAAUGACAUUAAAGGAGAAAACAGACGAUGAACUACAAUAUCUACUUGCACAAGUUCCGCAUAAGUACAUAAAGUUUUACGAAAAUGUGAGACCUCCCUAUAUUGGGACAUACUCUGUGGAUUUUACCUUACCAGUAAAUGAUCCAUUUUCUACGGAAGGCACUGGAUUUAAUUAUGAUUACGAUUCCGAUGUCGAGUGGGUAAACGAAGAAGAAGAAGGUGAAGUGGACAACUUAGAAAGUGGUGAAGAGGAAGAUGACGAAGAUGACGAAGACAUUCCCAGCGCAGGAGAAUUUGACGGAUUUCUUGAGAGCGAAGAAAAUAGUGAUGUAGAUGGUCCAACCAGUGCCAAGAGGAAAUAUGUAGGCCCUUUGAUACCAACGAUAUGUUUGCAAUCCGAUUUUGAAAACUUAUCAGAAGAUAAUAAAUUAUACUUACGACAGAUUAAAGCCGAAGUGCUCAUAGAAGCCGACGGGCCAAUUGAUCCUUUUAAGGAACCCGAAGCACUGACUGUGUCAUCCAAAAGAAGUAAUUCCGACUUACAAACACAAAAGUCUAGUCAGUCUCAAAGUCCGGAAAAGAAACAGAAAAUAGUCAUUACAAACCCUAAAGACUUACUUCAGCUUUUGGAUGAGGUUCAAGACAGCACAUUUUCUUUGGGUACUGUGACUGAAAUAGUACAAAAGAACCUGCCGCAAUACAGUAAACAAACAAUCAAAAACACUAUAAAGGAACAUGCCAUAAGAGGUUCAGGAAAGGGUGAUUUACCCCGUAAAUGGGAAGUCAAAGAUGUGCAAAACUGGGAUAAUCUCCGAGUCAAUGCGAAUACAUUAACUUCGUCUUCGUGA